UUUAUCUUCUCACUCUUCCUCCUCCAUAUAUAGCCCCCCCCCUCUCACCUUCACAAUCAUAAUAUACACAUGGAUUGUAUCCCCAGCAGAUCAUGCCUCCCUCAUAACCCGUUCUCCAUGUCAACCUCUCCACACCGGUCCUAGUCAAUCAAUCCCGCUCUGUCCCCCCUCCCCCGAACGCCAGCGUCAUCGUCAUCACCGGUUCCCACCCCUUCAACCCCAGACUUGAUCUGAUCCAUCCUUCGACUAAACACGUCGGAACCUCUUCCCCACUAGACAGCUCAGCUCCCACUCAACUGGACAGUCACUUGUUGCCUGUCGAUCGCUGAGUUCAGUUAAUUACUCUACACAUACAUAGGGUGGCACCGGUCGCUAUCCCCAUCAAGAUGGAGCCCCGCAAAACGCCCCCGGAGUACUUUCUGGAGAUCUUCGCAGAUACAACCAACGUCCGCGACGUGUUAAAAGGUAUCCUCAACACCAUCUUCUUCCACCGAUACUUCCCCUCUAUCCGCCCCAUCACCUUCGACGUCCUCGACUUCACCCUCCCCGCCAUCAACGACGUAGAUCUCGAAACCCUCAUCGACUCUCGCGUGAGUUCCCUCGUCCGCCAGCACUCCUCAGCAGCCAGCGCCCCCGAUGGCGGCGGCGGCGGGGGUGUCCGGGCCCGAAUGGCUGUGGAAUUCUACGAAAAGCGACGUCGACGACCGGGAAUCUGGUUUGGCGGACUAUCAGGGAAGGGCGAGGAAGAAGUAUGCUGGGAAGUGUGGAAUUUGGAUGUGACGAUAGCCACUCCUCGAACAGAGUCUGAACGCGCCAAAGUGCGCAAAGCCAUGGAGAAUAUGCUACAGAAAGCCGUCCUGAAGAUUUUAGCCGUGGUUAGCCGCGAUAAGGAGCACAUUCCCCCGAUUACUACGAGUGAUUCGAAUCCGUUCCCUUAUCGCGUGGUUCUGAACCCCAGAUCGGAUGGUUGGCAGAAUCGCUUCGGGUUAUACUGAUGCAGGCUAACCCUCCUAUCCCUAUCACCCUCUACUACUUCUUCCCAUCCCAG
This is a messenger RNA of Aspergillus costaricaensis CBS 115574, 1048 nucleotides long. Its product is annotated as autophagy-related protein 101. The coding region runs from base 387 to 995 and encodes 202 amino acids. The transcript has 3 exons. NCBI's taxonomy places the organism in Eukaryota, Fungi, Ascomycota, Eurotiomycetes, Eurotiales, Aspergillaceae. Gene Ontology annotation, cellular component: phagophore assembly site. The record is from RefSeq and is a predicted model, not a curated record. Gene Ontology annotation, biological process: autophagy; autophagosome assembly.